AAUGCACUAGACAUAGUGCGGGCCAUAGUGUAUAUUUACCAGCUGAGUAAUGCUGGGCGGAGUUUCUAUUGCAGGAAGCAGGAAGUCACAUACAGUGUAAACUUGUUUUGCCUACACAGGUCUGAACAGGACUUGUGAGCUGCUGAACUGACGGACUUCACGGAAAUAAAUUCAGUGUUUCUCUGCUAUGGAUCAGUGUGAGGACAGAGAGGAGGGAUUCCCUCCCUCUAAAAGCUCUCUGUGUGGGGAACAUGACAGCCAGACCAAAGCUCAGAGCCAAGAGCAGCAGAGACCAGACUUUGCUGGACCAGAACCCACCAAGAGCCACCAGACCAUGGAGACAGCUUCAGAGUUUAAAGGAGAACACACUGCUGAUACUCAGGUUCAACAGCAGAGACCAGACUCACCUGUACACAGCUGUGUGUCCAUGAAGAGUGACUGGUCCAUGCUUGAACCUUAUAACUUCAGAGAUGAACAUCACUCUGUUGAAGAAAGGGAUCAACAGCAGAGACCAGACUCUCCUGUGGUCAGCUGUGUGUCCAUGAAGAGUGACCAGUCCAUGAUUCCACCUCUUAAAUUCAGAGAUGAACAUCACUCUGCUGAACAAAGAAUUCAGCAGCAGAGGUCAGAGGUUCCCAGUGGUCAGUCUGUCCAGCAGCAUCCAACAGACCUGGACUCCAUAUUUAUGCAUCUUGAGGAGAACAUCGUCACUUUUGUGAAGAACGAGCUGAAGAAGAUCCAGAAUGUUCUGAGUUCAGAUUACACAGAAUGUUUAAAGAGGCACAGUGAGGAUGAGGACGUGCUGGAAGGUGAGGAGGAAGAGCAGAGGAGGACCAGCAGAGAGGCAUUUCUGAAGAUCACACUGUACUUCCUGAGGAGAAUGAAGGAGGAGGAGCUGGCUGACUGUCUGCUGAGCAGAACUCGUACUGCAGAGUGUCGUCAUGAACUCAAAACUAACCUGCAGAAUAAGUUCCAGUGUGUGUUUGAGGGGAUCGCUAAAGCAGGAAACCCAACCCUUCUGAAUCAGAUCUACACACCGCUCUACAUCACAGAGGGAUGGACUGCAGGGGUCAAUGAUGAACAUGAGAUCAGACAGAUUGAAACAGCAUCCAGGAAACCAGUCAGACCAGAAACAAAAAUCAGACGAGAAGACAUCUUUAAAGCCUCACCUGGAAGAGAUGAACCAAUCAGAACAGUGAUGACAAAGGGAGUGGCUGGCAUUGGGAAAACAGUCUUAACACAGAAGUUCACUCUGGACUGGGCUGAAGACAAAGCCAACCAGGACAUACACUUCACAUUUCCCUUCACUUUCAGAGAGCUGAAUGUGCUGAAAGAGAAAAAGUACAGCUUGGUGGAACUUGUUCAUCACUUCUUUACUGAAACCAAAGAAGCAGGAAUCUGCAGGUUUGAAGAGUUCAAGGUUGCAUUCAUCUUUGACGGUCUGGAUGAGUGUCGACUUCCUCUGGACUUCCACAACAAUGAGAUCCUGACUGAUGUUACAGAGUCCACCUCAGUGGAUGUGCUGCUGACAAACCUCAUCAGGGGGAAACUGCUUCCCUCUGCUCGCCUCUGGAUAACCACACGACCUGCAGCAUCCAAACAGAUCCCUCCUGAGUGUGUCGACAUGGUGACAGAGGUAAGAGGGUUCACUGACCCACAGAAGAAGAAGUACUUUAGGAAGAAAUUCAUAGAGGAAAAGCAGGCCAGCACAAUUAUCUCCCAUGUUGAGACAUCACGAAGCCUCCACAUCAUGUGCCACAUCCCAGUCUUCUGCUGGAUCACUGCUACAGUUCUGGAGGAUGUGUUGAAAAGCAGAGAGAGAGGAGAGCUGCCCAAGACCCUGACUGAGAUGUACAUCCACUUCCUGGUGGUUCAGUCCAAACUGGAGAACGUCAAGUAUGAUGGAGGAUCUGAGUCAGAUCCACCCUGGAAUAAAAAAAGCAAAAAGAUGAUUGUGUCUCUUGGAAAACUGGCUUUUGAGCAGCUGCAGAAAGGCAACCUGAUCUUCUAUGAAUCAGACCUGACAGAGUGUGGCAUCGAUAUCAGAGCAGCCUCAGUGUACUCAGGAAUGUUCACACAGGUCUUUAAAGAGGAGAGAGGGUUGUACCAGGACAAGGUGUUCUGCUUUGUCCAUCUGAGUGUUCAGGAGUUUAUGGCUGCUCUUCACGUCCAUCUGACAUUUAUCAACUCUGGAGUCAAUCUGCUGGAAGAAAAACAUUCAACAUCCCUGCACCCUAAACCAGAGAGAAACAAAACAAAACUGACACGUUUCUACCAGAGUGCUGUGGACAGGGCCUUAAAGAGUCCAAAUGGACACCUGGACUUGUUCCUUCGCUUCCUCCUGGGUCUUUCACUGCAGACCAAUCAGACUCUCCUACGAGGUCUGCUGACACAGACAGGAAGUAGCCCACAGACCAAGCAGGAAACAGUUGAGUACAUCAAGGAGAAGCUCAGUGAGAAUCUGUCUGCAGAGAGAAGCAUCAAUCUGUUCCACUGUUUGAAUGAACUGAAUGAUCGUUCUCUAGUGAAGGAGAUCCAACAGUACCUGAGAUCAGGAAGUCUCUCCACAGAUAAACUGUCUCCUGCUCAGUGGUCAGCUCUGGUCUUCAUCUUACUGUCAUCAGAAAAAGAUCUGGACGUGUUUGACCUGAAGAAAUACUCUGCUUCAGAGGAGGCUCUUCUAAGGCUGCUGCCAGUGGUCAAAGCCUCCAACAAAGCUGUGUAA
Molecule: messenger RNA, 2725 nt
Organism: Scomber scombrus (Atlantic mackerel)
Lineage: Eukaryota; Metazoa; Chordata; Actinopteri; Scombriformes; Scombridae
Product: protein NLRC3-like
Exons: 8
Coding region: 188-2725 (845 amino acids)
Source: RefSeq, a predicted model, not a curated record